This is a messenger RNA of Ricinus communis (castor bean), 870 nucleotides long. RefSeq lists its product as uncharacterized. The record is from RefSeq and is a predicted model, not a curated record. The transcript has 2 exons. NCBI's taxonomy places the organism in Eukaryota, Viridiplantae, Streptophyta, Magnoliopsida, Malpighiales, Euphorbiaceae. Gene Ontology annotation, cellular component: mitochondrion. Bases 154 to 624 code for a protein of 156 amino acids.
ACUCAAAAUCAGAGGUGCUACUAGAAUACACAAACGCAGUCGUUUUAAAUAUCUCCAACACUCCAGAGUCUUCACUACAGAAAGAAAAGGAAAAACCCCAAAAACCCUAAAAACUCAAGUCCAUUUCUUUUGGGAAAAGAAAAAAGCUCAAAAAUGGCCGGAGGUAGAUUCAGAGAACUCUUAAAGAAAUACGGAAAAGUAGCAUUAGGAGUUCACUUCUCAGUCUCAGCAGCUUCAAUAACAAGUCUUUACAUUGCAAUCAAGAACAAUGUUGAUGUCGAGUCACUUUUCGACAAAUGGCAUCUCCCUGGACUCUCAACAACCAAGACCUCCGAUAACCCAAAUUCGACACCUACCCAAGAUCAAGAAAUUAAAUCAGAAGAUGGAUUUGUGAUUGAACAGAAGGAAAGGAAUCGGACGGCUGAGCUUGCUGCUUCUACUGGUGGAGCCCUUGCUCUUGCUGUGCUUUGUAACAAGGCCUUGUUUCCAAUACGUGUGCCUAUUACUAUCGGUCUUACGCCUCCGAUUGCUAGGUUUUUGGCUAGAAGGAGGAUUAUCAAGAAUAGUGAUAUGAAAUUGGAUUGGAAGAAAGGGAUUUUGACUUGGGUCUGGUCCAAGGACUAGAGAAGAGAAAAACAAAGAAGAAGAAGAAUGAGAGGCGUGAUUUUUGUGGAGUUAAUGAACUUAAAAUCCUGUAGACUGAUGAAAGUUUAAUUGGGUUUUAUGAUUAUCCGAACCAAAGCAAUUGUAACAAUGUUCUUUAGAGAAAAAGCAUAACCACGUAACCUUAUGUUUUCCUCUGUUUUCCUAUUGAGACAAAUGAACUACAUCUUAUAAUAGUUGCUUUGCAUUUCACGUGUGCAUCAUCCA